Molecule: messenger RNA, 1505 nt
Organism: Peromyscus eremicus (cactus mouse)
Lineage: Eukaryota; Metazoa; Chordata; Mammalia; Rodentia; Cricetidae
Gene: Gpr63
Product: G protein-coupled receptor 63
Exons: 1
Coding region: 137-1396 (419 amino acids)
Biological process (GO): G protein-coupled receptor signaling pathway
Cellular component (GO): membrane
Molecular function (GO): G protein-coupled receptor activity
Source: RefSeq, a predicted model, not a curated record
UUGUGGAAGAUGGAACUCUGUCCGUUUUCCAGAAUGUGUAUCCGAGCCCAUCAGUGGAACCUGACCCUACAGUGCUGUAUCGAAAUGCCUGAAAAGGACCCACAUUUCUGCCUGAACCUCCUGUCCUCUUAAAAUCAUGAUUGUCUCGGCGGUGUUGACUGCAUCCCAUACUGGGACAUCCAACACAACAUUUGUAGUCUAUGAAAACUCCCAUGUGAAUAUUACGGCGUCUCCACCAUUGCAACAUCCUAGUCCUGGUCCACUGCUUAGAUAUAGUCUGGAAACCAUGACCAGCACGGGACUUAGUUCCUUAGCAGUGAACAGCACAGCCAUGACCCCGACACCAGAAGUUUUUAAGAGCCUCAACUUAGCUCUCCAGAUCAUCCUUUCGGCUAUAAUGAUAUUUAUUCUGUUUGUGUCUUUCCUUGGAAACUUGGUUGUUUGCCUCAUGGUUUACCAAAAAGCUGCCAUGCGCUCUGCCAUUAACAUCCUUCUGGCCAGCCUGGCUUUUGCAGACAUGCUGCUUGCCGUGCUGAACAUGCCCUUUGCCCUGGUAACUAUUCUUACCACCAGAUGGAUAUUUGGGAAAUUCUUCUGCAGGUUGUCUGCUAUGUUUUUCUGGUUGUUUGUGAUAGAGGGAGUUGCUAUCCUGCUCAUUAUUAGCAUUGAUAGGUUCCUGAUUAUAGUUCAGAGGCAAGAUAAGCUAAAUCCAUACAGGGCUAAGGUCCUUAUUGCAGUCUCCUGGGCUACUUCUUUUUCCAUAGCUUUUCCUUUGGCUGUGGGAAAUCCCGAUUUGCAAAUACCUUCUCGAGCCCCACAGUGUGUGUUUGGGUACACAACUAAUUCUGGAUACCAGGCUUAUGUGAUUUUGAUCUCACUAAUUUCUUUCUUUAUACCUUUCCUGGUGAUACUGUAUUCAUUUAUGGGCAUCCUCAACACCCUUCGGCACAAUGCCUUGAGGAUUCAUAGCUACCCAGAAGGAAUAUGCCUCAGCCAGGCCAGCAAACUUGGUCUCAUGAGUCUACAGAGACCCUUCCAAAUGAACAUUGACAUGGGCUUUAAAACACGUGCCUUCACCACCAUCUUGAUCCUCUUUGCUGUGUUCAUUGUCUGCUGGGCCCCAUUCACCACAUACAGCCUCGUGGCAACCUUCAGUAAGCACUUCUACUAUCAGCACAACUUCUUUGAGAUUAGCACCUGGCUACUUUGGCUCUGCUACCUCAAGUCUGCGUUGAACCCACUGAUAUACUACUGGAGGAUUAAGAAGUUUCAUGAUGCCUGCUUGGACAUGAUGCCUAAGUCCUUCAAGUUCUUGCCACGUCUCCCUGGUCACACAAGGCGACGGAUACGCCCUAGUGCUGUCUAUGUGUGUGGGGAGCAUCGGACGGUGUUGUGAAUACUGUAACUCUGAGACAUUUGGAGUCAUUAUGGGUCUUUACUGACUGAAAUUUUUUCAUAUGGCUUCUAAACUUUCGGUUUUUUUUUAUAGUGUGAGUGCGUGCGUG